This is a messenger RNA of Carya illinoinensis, 537 nucleotides long. RefSeq lists its product as uncharacterized. Lineage: Eukaryota; Viridiplantae; Streptophyta; Magnoliopsida; Fagales; Juglandaceae. The record is from RefSeq and is a predicted model, not a curated record. Bases 1 to 537 code for a protein of 178 amino acids. The transcript has a single exon.
AUGCGUCGUGCUCUCCGUGCCAAGAAUAAGCUUGGUUUCAUCACUGGUUUUUUGCAGCAACCUAACCAUCCCUUGGACCCCUUACUAGAUCUAUGGGAGAGGUGUAAUGAUAUGGUGGUCUCAUGGAUUCAAAACUCCAUCAAUCCAUCCAUUAAGACCAGUGUGGUGUUCAUCGAUGAUGCUCAAGCCAUCUGGAAGGAUUUGGAGGAGCGCUUCUCACAUCAGAACGGCCCACGCAUUUUUCAGCUUAAGAAGUCACUCUCCAGUCUCCUUCAAGAGCACGAUUCUGUAAGUACCUACUAUGGCAAACUUAAGACACUUUGGGAUGAGCUUUCUCUUUAUGAUCCCUUACUUGCCUGUACUUGUGGAAAUAUGAAAAUCCUUUCAGACCGAUAUCAGAGGGAUUGUGUUUUACAAUUUUUAAUGGGACUCCAUGACUCAUAUUCCCCCAUUCGUGACCAGAUUAUGUUAAUGGACCCUAUCCCAUCUGUUACUAAAGUUUUUUCACUAAUUCAGCAACAAGAAAUGCAUCAUUAG